This is a messenger RNA of Heteronotia binoei (common prickly gecko), 7951 nucleotides long. RefSeq names its product IKAROS family zinc finger 4 (gene IKZF4). Gene Ontology annotation, biological process: regulation of transcription by RNA polymerase II. Bases 720 to 2207 code for a protein of 495 amino acids. NCBI's taxonomy places the organism in Eukaryota, Metazoa, Chordata, Lepidosauria, Squamata, Gekkonidae. The record is from RefSeq and is a predicted model, not a curated record. Gene Ontology annotation, molecular function: RNA polymerase II cis-regulatory region sequence-specific DNA binding; DNA-binding transcription factor activity. The transcript has 9 exons.
GUCGCCGCUUCUCCCACACCCCUUCGGCUACUACGACUCCCCUGCUUCCAAUCGACUCGCUCGGGUUUCAACCGCUUUCCCUCUUCCCAAUGGAACGAGACGGCUGGACGGUGCUCGAUGCGCUCGGCGCUCGCCCUCUCCCACCUCUGACGGAACGAUGCCCUGGGCUCCUUCUCCGACCGCUCGACCCUCUCGACGCUCUUCUCCCAGCGCCUGUCUCCUAGCAGAGGGACCGGAAGUGGUUCGGGGAGGGGGGCUCGGUCCCUCCUCAGGUGAAGGCGCUGCUGAUGGAGCCGCCGUUGCGGAGCCAUUGAGCCCCCCUCCAGCGCCCCCCACCCCCCUCCCAGUGACUGGGCCGGGGGGGCCCUCCCCAUAGUAAAGCAGCUGGGUUGGAGCCCCCCCUUUCAGAGUGUCUUAAAGAUGGAUAUAGAGGACUGCAAUGGGCGUUCUUACAUAUCCGGAAUCUCUUCUUCCUGGAAGGUGAGUGGCUGAGUUCACCCUACUGCCGAGAUGCAGCCACACACACUCACAGUCUGUAUUCCAGUGCUGUUUCCAAGGAGUUGGCUGUGAUAGCACUCCAGGGUAUCUUCAGCAAGGUAGAAUAAUGUAGUGGGGAUUCUUCUUUGGAAAAGGAGUUCACCUCCACAAUCGUGGGGCCCACAGUGAGCACGCCAAACAGCCAACACUCCUCCCCAAUCCGCUCCCUUAGCGGUGAGUACAUGACCUACCUGCUCCAGAUACCUUCAGCAAAUUCUAUCAAGGUGGAAAUGUACAGUGAUGAAGAAGCAAGCAGGCUGCUGUCGCAGGACGACCGGCUCAUUGAAAAAGAUGACAGCGUGAUUGUGGAAGAUUCUCUCUCUGAGCCUCUUGGCUAUUGUGAUGGGUCGGGGCAGGAACCACACUCUCCUGGUGGCAUCCGGCUACCCAAUGGCAAGCUAAAAUGUGACAUCUGUGGGAUGGUGUGCAUUGGCCCAAAUGUGCUGAUGGUGCACAAACGCAGCCACACUGGUGAGAGGCCAUUCCAUUGCAAUCAGUGUGGUGCCUCCUUCACCCAAAAAGGUAACCUCCUGCGCCACAUCAAGCUUCACUCGGGUGAGAAGCCCUUCAAAUGUCCAUUCUGCAACUAUGCCUGCCGGAGAAGAGAUGCACUCACUGGCCACCUCCGCACACACUCAGUCUCCUCCCCCACGGUUGGCAAGCCCUACAAAUGUAACUAUUGCGGCCGCAGCUACAAGCAGCAAAGCACGUUGGAAGAGCACAAAGAACGCUGUCACAACUACCUGCAGAGUCUUAACACUGAACCACAGUCGCUGGCUGGCCAGCAAGGUGACGAGAUGCGAGACUUGGAGAUGGUGCCAGACUCCAUGCUUCACUCCUCAGCCGACCGGCCUGCCUUCAUUGACCGACUGGCAAAUAGCAUCACCAAACGAAAACGCUCCACACCUCAGAAAUUCGUGGGAGAGAAGCAGAUGCGGUUUGGCCUCUCUGAAGUGGCAUUUGAUGUCAACUCCAGCUUUGAAAAGGACGUGGAGAUGGUGUCUGCCCACCACCCCAUGGACCCUGGCUUUGGUGGUUCGCUGUCAUUUGUGGGGGCAGAACACUUGCGCCCCCUCAGGCUCCCGCCCACAAACUGCAUCUCUGAGAUCACGCCUGUUAUCAGUUCUGUCUACACUCAAAUCCAGCCCUUGCCAGGUCGGCUGGAAAUAGCAGGAAGCCGAGAAACUGCUGAAGGCCAUGAGGACCUCCCCGACGGGACGCAGAUCGUGUACCGGGCAUCGCGGGAGCCAAGCAUGGUAUCACCUAGCAAUGGCUGCCAAGAUUCCACAGACACUGAGAGCAUCCAUGAGGAGAGGAGCUCACAGCAGCCGCUGCUGCCGGGCAUUGGGAACUGCACCAGCAGCCGGCAGAGUCCGGCCUACGCCAAAGAGGACCUGAAACUACAGGAGGGCAUCAUCCCCACCACUACUCGGUCAACUCCUAGCUCAGCCAAAGAAGCCCUGCGUGUGGUGAAUGAUGAAGGGGAACAGGUAAAAGCCUUCAAAUGCGAGCACUGCCGGAUCUUGUUCCUGGACCACGUCAUGUUCACCAUCCACAUGGGCUGUCAUGGCUUCAGAGACCCUUUUGAAUGCAACAUCUGUGGCUAUCACAGCCAAGACCGGUACGAGUUCUCCUCUCACAUAGUGCGAGGAGAGCAUAAAGUAGGCUAACCCCAAAUUCUCUUCCCUGUUGUCCCUCUUCCUUAGAAAUCUCCCUCCCCGUCUCUAGUGCUCCAUCCUAGUUGGGUAUGGAACUGUUUUGUUUCUUUUAUAACUCCUUUGCACUGACUUUGGCUAAAAAAGAGAAAUAUUAAAAAAAAAAACUAACUAAAAUCCAUCAAACUUGAGACGGGGAGGAGCUCAUAUUGAUUUGCCUUUUUCUAUGCUGUGUUAUUUAAAUAUUGUUAACUGAUUCUAAGAGUUGUUCCUUUUAAUUCUCUCCCCUGUUGUAGUUAUUUAUUAAUCUUUAUUUUGUUUGUAACCCUUUUCCCUUAAAGUCAUUUUGCCAGGGACUUUCUCCACUGAGGGACGCGUGAGCCUCUGCAAAGUCUUUGUGUCUUUUGAGGUCUAAGUCUCUUCUUCCUCCUCCAUUUAAAGUUUGUUUGGGCUAUGUUUGGUUUCAGUUCAGGUGUCUCAGUCAAUCCAUCAUGUUAAGACAUCAAGAACCUCAGAUCAGGUGCUAAACUAUUAAAGAACUUCCCCCCACCAUUUGAGGGGUAGGAAAGCAGCAACUUGUGCUAGCUCAAGUUGAUGUCAGGAUGAACCAGAUAUGCCCUCUUUUCUGGGUGCUUGUGUGUCCUGCUAGGAAUUCUGUGAUCCCCCCCACAAUCACCAUUUGAGGGGCUCAGAAGCUGCAACUUGUGCUAGCCCAAGGUGAUUUCAGGAUGAACCACAUAUGCCCUCUUUUCUGGGUGUUUGUGCAUCCUGCUAGGAAUUCUGCGAUCCCAAUAACUCAAUACCUCUGUGCUUCUGCUUACGACAGCUUGUAACUGAAAUGUGCUAUCUUCCUCUAUUGGGGCAUUGAAGGUGUAUGGCAGAUUUGUAACCAGUAAAGAUGAAGGAGCUGCGGUGCCACCUAAGUUGAAGGAAGGUGGUGAGCAUUUUGUAUGUGAAAUCUGCCAGGGUGCUGCCUUUACGUACUCAAAUCAAGAACUAGUGUUCAGAAAGCAAAUGCUGUUCCCAGGAUGCAAUAAAGGAACUUUAGCAUCUUCUCGGUAAGACUGUGUUCUGCUUCCCAGCUAUUAGGAAUUUGGGAUGCUGCCCUGCCCAAGCUCAUGCUUCUCUCCAUUAGUGUUAUUGAAAGCUAACCUUCUCUGAGCUUCCUUCUGUUGGCUCUAAAAAAGCCAUUCUUGCUAGAAUUCUUAGAAGGUGCAAGUCUCCCCCAUUGGAGCAGCUUUCCACUUGACUGCUUUCCAAAAGCAUGCAGCUUCCUUUAGGAUGAAUAAACAAGCGUGACCCUGUUGUCCAGGAUGUAAUCCCAAAGAGACAUCUCUGAGGAAUUUUCAGUUGGAGGGAGGAAAGAUGCUAGCUACGGUCUCUGUGGGAUUAACCCAACAGCCUCCCUAGUAGCAAGUAGAACUAGGACAGUCCUCCAGAGGUGGGAAUAUGAGCCCUGCUUCUUCCUCUUAUACCUGUACCUGGUUUUAUCUCUGUAUGUAGUCAGUUUCCCCAGAAUUGUUUUCCACUGAGCGGCUUGGGCUUUGACUACAUAGCUUCCCCCCACCACAGUGAAUGUGACUGCCUCUGUCUGCUGUGACUCUUCAGAUAGUCUGUAAGCCUUGUUGAUCUGUAGUCAGGAAGCAACUCUUUUUUUUUUUACCCACUUGUGAGAUCACAGCCAGAAGACUUGCAUCUGUGGCAAAGCAGAUUGAUCAUUUACAACCAGGAGUGUAUGCUUUACAAUAUCACCUAACUUCUUUUAAGAAGAAUCUCUCCACCCUGGAUUAGAGAGGUGAAUCUCUUUUUAGGCCGGUUUGCUUCAACAGCCUAGAAAGAGUGGCAGAGAACAGCUGUCCCAGUUUCCUUAUAGGACAUAUUGUGGGAAGGGCAGCCAGCUUGCCUUGAUGCGGUUUCAGUAGGGAACUCUUGCCCUGCUCUGUGUAUUCAGUGUCUUAAAGCCGCAGUAAAGGGCUGAAACUUCCAUUCCGUAGCUUGGUUGAAGAUGACUCUUGUUAGUGGACUGCAAAGGAAGUUGGUAACUUCACUUGUCAGGUUUAUGCAGUCAUUCCUAUCAGCCAAGACACACCAACUGCAUAUUUCCAAAAGCUGUGGUUCCGCCCCCCCCCCCCCCUUGGUAGUGCAAUUUAAAAAACAACAACACAGAAAUCCUGCUGGUACUUUCUCUUAAGAGUAUAGUAGUAUUUGCCAAAUACGUUAUGGCAAAAUAACUUGGGAGUUUUGCCUUUCUCCAAGGAUUGGUCAACUGUCUCAGAGCCUGACUCUUCUUGGCUCUGGAAAGCGGGAGAUAAGCUGCCUCUCUGAUCUUAGUUGGGCAGAGACCAGGACAAGGAGGCUCUUGAUUUUUACACAAAUGCCCGUAAUGCAUAAAAAUAACUUGCUCAACAGCAACCCAGUAAACUGUUUCCUUGUGGGAUAAACCAAAGGCUGUUCUUUUUUCUACAAAAGAAAGAAAGAAAACCUCAAGUUAGAACACUUUGUUUGUUCCCUUUUAUUGUUUUGAGAUGUGGAACAGUGAUGUUUUAGAGUUUGUUUGUUUUUUUAAAGGCCAGGCAAAGGUGCUUAGGUGGAAAGGUCUUGUCAGAUGGGACAUUUAGGAGAAGUAUUCAAGGCACUGAGGGGGGUGGGGUGCCUUUCUUUAAAUAGUUGCCCACUAUUACCACACUUUAGAGGUAGGAGCUCUUAGCCAUUCUGGUACAAAACUGCCUCCCCCCAGUUCUCUUUUUCUUGAUUUUAGCAUAUGCAUGGGAUCCUUAUAGGCUCUGAAGGCCUUUUGAAUUGGUCCAGCAAUGUGUAGUGUAGCUUCAGCAGAUGAUGGGAGGAUGGGAUGUUACAAUCCUUGUCAUUCUGAUUACCACUGUGCGAUACAAAUGAAUUACACUGGGAGACUUUGCCAAAUUGCUAAGGGGGCAGCAUAGACAUCCAAUUCUUGUCUUUCAGUGACGGCUAAACUUCUAAAUCCCUGAAGUUCUCCAGGCCCAAAGGAUUUUUUUUAAAAGCACUUGCCUUUCCUGUUGAUGUCCCUAUAAAAUAUUCAGCACUUCUUAUGACUGUUGCAGCUAAAGAGUCUGCUCACAUGAUCUGCUUUUCCCCAAAAACAAUUUCCAUGAUUUAGAUGCUCAUUAAAAUGUGCUGUGCAAAUUAUUUGGCAAAAGGAAUAGGCCACUGGCAGCUGAAAGAAUAUUGGUUCUGGGAAUUCUUUGGGGAGAGAAGGGAGGCUUCUCCUAGUGACUGGCAGACAAGAUUGUGUGAACGUCCUUAGACUCCGUACUUUAGAAUGGUUUUUUGACCUGGUUAUUCUAAAGGGGUUUGGAUUUGUCCACUGCAGAUCAUGCAACAUGAAGGUUUAAUUCAGAUUCUCACAAGUAGUUUGGUGACAGAAUUGUGUAAUGAAUGAACUAGAGAUGAUGUUCAAGAUGUUCCAUUUGUGUCCCCAGAAAUCUGAGAGAGCAAAUCUAUUAAGUUGCUUCCCAUGUUGCUCCAAAAGACAUGGGUGGGCUCUCAGGAAGACUUCUCUAAAGACAUGUAAGAACAUCAGAAAUCUAAUUCUUACUAUUAUGAUUACUUGUAAUAACCUCAACGCUGAUUUCCAACAUGCUGCUUGCCAAAUAAUGUCUUUGGCCCGCCCUAUGAGUGACCAUCAUUUUUUUAAAUGCAACUUCAGAGAACAGCUAUUCAGGGGGCAGCUCUAAAGACAGGACUUUACAUUGCACUUUGAGCCUGUUUGUAGAGUUUCCCCUAGAAAAGUUGCAGGGUUGCACCAGCACUGUGAUGUGAAUGCCCACAGAGGCCAAAUGCCACAGUGGAACUGGAUCUCUAGAAGAUGCAUAUCUUCAUAUCCAACCAGACCUAUGUUUUAUUACAUAUGGAAGCAGCCCACAGAAAAGCUGUUGUAUACAGAGUGACUCUAUGCCUAGAGAGAAAAUGCAGAUACUCCCAGUAUAUCACAAGCAGAUCUUCCUGUCAAACCUCAAUUUUUCUUUAGGCUCAUGCGACUGUAUGGACUCCUAGUCAUGUCACUUAUGCUGUGGCUGUGAGAUCCUUGACCCAGUAUGAAUAAAACCAAGAGGAUAUUCUUUUUCUGUAAUACCAGAGCAAAAGAAAAAGGGGCAUUGAUGAAAUCCUUCAGCCAAACUUAAGAACUGUCCAGUCUUGCAAGGAAGAGGUGUGAUUUUCUGCCUAGGCAAAAAAAAAAAAAGAGCUCAUUAACUCUGCAAUCCUAAACAGAGUUUAUACCCUUCUAAAACCACUGACUUCAAUGGAUUAGAUGGGUGUAACUCUGCUUAUUACUGCAGUGUAAAUCUAUGUAGCCAGUCUUCUCAGUGGAACUGGAAAUAAGGCAUAGAGCAACAGUUCUAUCUGCCGUCUUUCCACUUCAUACACCAGGGGCUAAAGUGAGAUACGGACUCUUAAUAGCAACAACAACAAAAAAGGGUUUAGCUUGAAAACUUGAGGUUGCUUGAGAGAAUACCAAGAACAUGGAGUGAAUUUCACUUACAUCUCUCAUUUUGACUUCCAGAUUUCUAGAAAUGAACUUCAGUUCCCUUAUGUUUUCCAUGUGAGAGUUUUCCCUGGGUCCCAUAGACAAAGUUCUGUUGUCUCCUUGUCAGUGCAGAGACUAAUAUUGUUGUCAAAGAAACUGUGUAAAAUGUAAAGCAGUUGCCCUGGUGCAUUUUGGAAGAAACAGAGGCUAUGUAUCAGCUUUCCUGAGACAUAAUGUUGCAAAGAGAAUGUACCUGCAGUUGUCAUUACAUUUUUUUACACAAGUUUUUUUCCCCUGACAAUAGUAUAAAUCUGCCACAAGAAAAUCAGCUUUCACAGUUGGGAUACUGACUUCAUGAAAGCCAAAGAUGGCGCUUGGGUGCUUGGCUUAAGUUGAUAGCCACGCUGAGAAACAAAGCAUCCACAGUGUCAUUUUUACAGCUGGUUUUUAAAUGAGAAAGGAAAAAAAGUUACCCCUUUGUGCCUCCAUAACAAAACCCACAUUCAGAAUUUUGCUGCUUCCUGUUUUUAGUGGGAAUAGACAUGCUCUCUGUAGGAAUUUUUUUUUUUUUUUGGGGGGGGGGGCGCGGGUUUGGGGUUUUUUAAAAUCGGAAAUAUUGGGUGGUUCUGGAGCAGAAUGUCGGCAUCCAGAACAUCACUAUUAAACCCUGUUUACUGCACUGUGGAAUGGUACGACUCUAUUAACCCUGCUUCUGUUAUGAAUCAGGGAACAAUUAUCCUGUUUUGGACUUCACACCAUACCUCCUGCUCUCCCCUUUGGUGAAAACAAAAACAGGCCUGUUUUUAGAGAAACAAAACUCUGAAAUUUCUAAGAAAAAACAGUGUUCCGUUUUAUUUUUUGCUUUCAUCUAUAUGAAGAGCCUAAAAAAAAGUAGGAAUUUUGUAAAACUCCAAGUCUCUUUAACUUGUGUAAAUAUAUAUAUUUUUUAACCAGAUGUAUGAAGAACAAAAGAAAGAUGUGCAAUAUCCCCAACCCGCUACAAUAUUCUUCUCUUUCUAACAAGCUUUCAUUUGUAUAUUGUUAUUGGACUUGCUGGUGUCUUUUUCCCCCUUUUUUUCUUUGGUGGGGUUAAACUCGCUUUUAAAUGAAAGAAAAACCUCUUACUGCAAAAGCUUUUUUGUAUCUGUAAUAUAUUGUAAGUACAUAUUUGUGUAAUGGAGAUUAUACUACUGUUAAGUUUUGUACUGUACUGGCUGAAGGUCUGUUAUAAAUAAACAUGAGUAAUUUAACAGUC